Molecule: messenger RNA, 606 nt
Organism: Penicillium vulpinum
Lineage: Eukaryota; Fungi; Ascomycota; Eurotiomycetes; Eurotiales; Aspergillaceae
Product: guanylate kinase
Exons: 2
Coding region: 1-606 (201 amino acids)
Biological process (GO): purine nucleotide metabolic process
Cellular component (GO): cytosol
Molecular function (GO): GMP kinase activity
Source: RefSeq, a predicted model, not a curated record
AUGUACAAAGACCCACUGACACCAUCCCCGGCAGCACCUCAAGAUCUCCGACAUAUCGUUGUCUCCGGACCUUCAGGUGUCGGCAAAGGCACACUGAUCCAAAAGCUUUUAGACGCGCACCCUAAUACAUUUGGCCUCGCCGUGUCCCAUACGACACGAAAACCGCGACCGGGCGAAGUCCAUGGCGUCGCUUACUUCUUCGUCUCCCCCUCUGAAUUUUCCUCUCUUCUAUCCCAAGGUGAAUUCGUGGAAUACGCAUGUUUCAAUGGCAAAUACUACGGCACGAGCAAACAAACAAUUGACGAGCAGGCUAGCAAAGGAUUAGUUGUGAUGCUGGAUAUCGAGGUAGAGGGUGUUAAGCAGAUGAAGGAAAACCCUAGCAUAGAAGCGCGGUAUAUUUUUAUCAAGCCACCAAGUCUUGAAGUUCUCGAGGCGCGUCUUAGAGGCCGGGGCACGGAGAACGAGGAGGAUAUUCAGAGAAGGCUCGCGCGGGCUAAAGUGGAACUUGAAUAUGCCGACUCUCAGAGCAAUGAUAAGAUCAUUGUCAAUGACAAUAUCGAAAAGGCGUACCAUGAGCUUGAUGCGUUUGUAUUUGGGCCAGUGUAA